AUGGCCGAUAAGGGGCCGUUUUUGACCUCAUGUAUUAUUUUCUACCUCUCGGUUGGGGCCGCAAUAUUCCAGAUUCUCGAAGAGCCCAACUGGAUCUCGGCCAGAGACAGAUAUAUCCUGCAGAAAGAAAACGUUUUAAAGAAGUAUACCUGCUUGACUAAAGAAGCGCUGGAUGAGAUUUUGGAGAUCGCUUCGGAGGCUGCAGGUCAAGGUGUGACCAUCACUGGCGAGAAACAUCGCAACACGUGGGACUGGGUCAACUCGGUCGUUUUCGCUGCCACCAUCGUCACCACCAUAGGUUAUGGCAAUGUCGCGCCCAAGACUGAAGGUGGUCGUGUGUUCUGCAUCCUGUACGGUUUGUGUGGGAUCCCCUUGUGUCUGGUCUGGAUAAGCGAGCUGGGUUCGUUCUUUGGAGACAGAGCCAAGCGUCUGUCCCAGGUUCUGAUCCGCAGAGGCGUCUCAGUGAAAAGGGUCCAGUUAACCUGUACUGCCUUGUUCCUGUUAUGGGGGCUGUUUGUGCACCUGGUGAUCCCUCCGUUUGUUUUCAUGUCUAUGGAAGGAUGGACCUACCUGGAAGGCAUCUACUUCUCUUUCAUCACUCUCACAACGGUUGGUUUUGGAGAUUAUGUGGCAGGCGUAAAUCCAAACAUAGAGUACCCCAGACUGUACAGAACAUUUGCAGAGAUAUGGAUCUACAUGGGCCUGGCCUGGCUGUCGCUGUUCUUCAGCUGGAACGUCCACAUGGUAGUGAAAGCUCACAAGAAGUUCAAGCAGAGACGACACAGGUACCGAAACUUCGAUGACGAGGAGCCCCAGCAAGAAGGGGAAAAGCCAGACAUAAAGCGGUCCGUCAUCGACAUCUUCAACUUCAUGUCUGAAAAUGGGGAGGACUACAGCACCGUCAUAAACGAUAUCGGAAGUACGGCAAAAAAAAGAAGCCCUGAAGAGAAAGUAAACCGCUCUAAGAGCUGCAGCGACAUCCUGGCCAUCCGUACCCUGGAUCAUUCGCCGAGUCACAAACACAUGAUCAGCAUCAGUCAGGUGUUCAUGACCGCAAAUUUGGAUGAAGAGGAGGAGCGCCCGCCACAGAGCAACAGAGACAGUGAGCCUCCAGAAUGUGCAAGGACGGCAGAUAGCAUGGAGAACAAAGACAGUUGGACAUUUGAACCAGAAAAUGAUGGUAUCAUCUUCACUGUACCCACCAGAGACAGUGCAGAAGAACAGACUGUACAGCAGGCAGGUGGAGGGGAGAGUAGGUUCAAAAUAUCCAAAGUAAAGGAAGAUUUGGUCAUGGACAAAGAUGAAAAAGGGUAAAACAAUACUGUUGUGUAUCAAGGGGACAAACUGCAAUUCAAGGGUGGACUGUUUAACAGCCUCCUGCUUCACCACAGCAUUAUUUAAUGAAACUUUUCCAUUAUUGAAACACAUAACCCAUUUUGGCGGCGACUUUAUCCAAAGCAACUUACAAUUAUUGUAUUCAACAUCUAUGAGAGGCCAUUUAGGGCCUCAGUAUCUGGCCCAAGGACACUUUGGCAUGCAGCAGCCCACCCAAUUCUCUUCUUCUUGCAAACG
Molecule: messenger RNA, 1572 nt
Organism: Limanda limanda (common dab)
Lineage: Eukaryota; Metazoa; Chordata; Actinopteri; Pleuronectiformes; Pleuronectidae
Gene: kcnk5b
Product: potassium channel, subfamily K, member 5b
Exons: 5
Coding region: 1-1314 (437 amino acids)
Biological process (GO): stabilization of membrane potential; potassium ion transmembrane transport
Cellular component (GO): membrane
Molecular function (GO): potassium ion leak channel activity
Source: RefSeq, a predicted model, not a curated record